UUGCGAGUUAUAUCAUGCAGGAAUGCGCCGUCCGCCUCAUCUGUGAGCAUCUUCGAAGUUCAAACAAUGAGUAUAUGCUGAUGUGCAUCUCAGGUUGGUACCAUGCAAGCAUCCCACUUGAAGCAGUGUGGUUUACGCCGUUGUUCCAGAUGUUUGGGGGUGGUAGCCAGAUUGCUAGUUCCGUUGCCUGGAUCGUCAUUGCAGAUGUCUUUCUUGUGGAUAAAAGGCUACAUUCCUCAUCAGCCUGAAAGGUGUUGUCAACCUUGUCGCCUUUCUUGUCAUAUUACCUCUCAUUUCCAAGGUCCUUGGAAACUACCUCUCCCCGAUACGAAGAGAUCUCCGAAUCACACAGUCCAGUAUCUGUGUACUGAUAGCAGGCUUCGGUGUCAUGUCAGUCGCGGCUCAUCCGGCUCUUUUCGGUAUAGGGUUAUCUUUCUCGGCUCUUGGGUGGGGGUUUUACACGACAUUGCGGAGCGUUGGAAGCGCUUUAGUGGCAGAAACUCAUGUCGGGCUCUUCAACACAACGCUCGCACUGGCCGAGGCAGGGGGCUCCAUGGUGGCUGGACCGCUCUUGCUGUUCUUCUCAGAGCGGGAAUAUGUCCAGGGCAGACAUUGCCUCAACGAUAACAGAUGGCCAUGUUGCAGCACGUCAUGGAACCUUCAGGGGUGGUGAUGGAAGGGAAUUCAUUAUAUGUGCAAGAUAGCGAAGACACCGGGUUCACCACAUGAUCUCCCCCAGGCGGUCACCAUCGUCACCCCAAACUGCAAGAGCGAUCCAUGCAGAUUGAGACCUUCCAGUAUUGUGCUAUGGAGACUAACUCGGGGGAUGUCUACAAUGAUAGC
Messenger RNA from Aspergillus homomorphus CBS 101889, 843 nucleotides. RefSeq lists its product as uncharacterized. The transcript is spliced from 2 exons. NCBI's taxonomy places the organism in Eukaryota, Fungi, Ascomycota, Eurotiomycetes, Eurotiales, Aspergillaceae. The record is from RefSeq and is a predicted model, not a curated record. The coding region runs from base 103 to 627 and encodes 174 amino acids.